Messenger RNA from Chondrus crispus (carragheen), 141 nucleotides. RefSeq lists its product as hypothetical. The record is from RefSeq and is a predicted model, not a curated record. The transcript has a single exon. Lineage: Eukaryota; Rhodophyta; Florideophyceae; Gigartinales; Gigartinaceae. Bases 1 to 141 code for a protein of 46 amino acids.
AUGGUAAGACGGUCAAAUCUACAUUACACUACAGUAGAUCCAGGGAGCGUAGUUCCUCAGCCUGACAGGCAAUACUGUACACGUUGUCGUUCGUGUCAUGAAUACCCAGCAUACCUAUCUGCACAUCCCCGCGUAUACUAA